Messenger RNA from Mercurialis annua (annual mercury), 627 nucleotides. RefSeq lists its product as uncharacterized. The transcript has 2 exons. Bases 21 to 623 code for a protein of 200 amino acids. NCBI's taxonomy places the organism in Eukaryota, Viridiplantae, Streptophyta, Magnoliopsida, Malpighiales, Euphorbiaceae. The record is from RefSeq and is a predicted model, not a curated record.
GUCAUGAUUGUCAUGUCUUCAUGCAACGACUUUUGCCAAUUGCUCUUCGGGAGCUUCUUCCGGCAGAAGUGUGGGAGCCUUUAACAGAGUUGAGUAUAUUCUUCAGAGAGUUAACCGCCACAUCGCUGAAAAAGGCAGAUCUUCAGAGAUUAGAGCUUGAUAUCCCGAAGAUACUGUGCAAGUUGGAACGUAUAUUUCCGCCGAGUUUUUUUGAUUCGAUGGAACAUCUCCCCGUACACCUUCCAUACGAAGCUAUGAUGGCAGGACCUGUUCAGUAUCGUUGGAUGUAUCCGUUUGAAAGAUACCUGAGAAAACUCAAAAAUAAGGUUUCGAAUAAAGGCAGAGUGGAAGGAAGCAUUAGCAGCGGAUAUCUACUGGAGGAAACAGCAAAAUUUGCAUCUUUUUAUUUCAAGGAUGGUGAUCCGAUGGUACCAUGUCGGAUGCAAAGAAAUGAAGUUUGCGAAAUGGACGUUGAUGAUGAUUUCGACAGAUUAAAUAUUUUCAAACCAAAAGGGCGACCUGUAGGUGCUUGUCGGAACAGAUAUCUGGAUGAUGCUGAAUAUGUUGCUGCCCGAAGCUACAUCCUUUUGAAUUGCCCUGAAAUCGAACCUUACAGAGAGUAAGUCU